Cuscuta europaea is the source of this 2193-nucleotide messenger RNA. Lineage: Eukaryota; Viridiplantae; Streptophyta; Magnoliopsida; Solanales; Convolvulaceae. The record is from the annotation of a GenBank genome assembly.
GUCGGGGAGAAAAGAGGUUUAGGGCGAACCCACCUACACAACAACAAGAACGGAGGGAGAGGAGAGAUGACCAAAGCGGAAGAAAUUUCCGUGGUCAAAACCAGCAAAAUGAUCGGAGAGCUGCUCCUAGAGAUAGGCACUUCUACUGCAAGAAGUGCGGGAGAGAUCACCCCGCGAUUAACUGCGAUGGGAGCCUAACCAAAUGUUUCAAUUGCGGGAAGCUAGGGCACCGAUCCUUCGAGUGUCUGUCAAAGACCAAUGGGACACCAUUGAACCAGGUGCAAUAUCAUGAUGGAAACCGAACCGGGCCUAAUGGCGGGCAAAACAACAACAAUGUCAUCGCCAUCAACAACAACCGCAACCCUCGAGGAGGAGGGGAGAAUAAUCGCGGUCACGGUAAUGGAGGUAACCAAGGAAAUGGCGGGAACAAUGGCAAUGGCGGAAAUAACGGCAACCGUCCGAACCAAGGGCGAAUCAUGGUAAUGAACCAAGCCCAAGCCAAUGCCAAUGAUGUGGUCUCAGGUACAUUCCUUGUAAAUUCUGAGCCUGCUUAUGUUCUAUUUGAUUCUGGUGCUUCUCACAGUUUCAUAUCUUCUAAUUUCGUUAAGAGAUUAAAGAUUGAACCAACAACUAGAAUAGACUUGAAUGUAAGAACUGCCUCAGAUAAAAUUGUAACUUGUGGAAAUGUAUACUCCAACAUUUCCGUACUCAUAUGUGAGUCCAACCUACCCGGAGACUUAAUCCAAUUUGACUUAGAAGAUAUAGAUGUAGUACUGGGCAUGGACUGGUUGGGGAAGUACAAAGCUAGGAUUCUAUGUGAUGAACAGAAGGUGAUCUUGAAGGGUCCAAAUGGGAAGAGAAUAUCUUACAAAGCAAUCACAACCAAGCCCAGUAUGAAGCUGAUGACUAUGCGACAAUUACGACAACAUAUUCGAAAGGGGUAUGAAACCUACUUGUGUUUGCUGAAAGAGGUGAAUAUAGAAGAGCCAAACAUUUACCAAAUUGCUGUAGUCAACGAAUUUCCGGACGUAUUUCCGGAAGAGAUUCCGGGAAUGCCGCCCGAGAGAGAAGUUGAAUUCUCAAUUGAGUUGAUGCCCGGAACUGCACCAAUUUCAAAAGCACCUUACCGGAUGGCACCAAAAGAAAUGCAAGAGCUGAAGGAGCAACUGGAGGAGCUAUUAGAAAAGGGUUACAUAAGGCCGAGUGUCUCACCUUGGGGCGCUCCGGUCUUAUUUGUCAAAAAGAAAGAUGGGAGUCUAAGGCUAUGUAUCGAUUACCGGGAGUUGAAUCAAGCAACUAUCAAGAACAAAUAUCCAUUACCCCGGAUUGACGACUUGUUUGAUCAAUUAAAAGGGGCUUGCACGUUCUCUAAGAUAGACUUGCGCUCUGGCUACCAUCAAGUGAGAAUAGCCGAGAAAGAUGUACCAAAGACAGCAUUCCGCACAAGGUAUGGACAUUACGAGUUCACUGUGAUGCCGUUUGGUUUAACUAAUGCACCAGCGGUAUUCAUGGAUCUAAUGAACCGUGUAUUCCGACCUUACCUUGAUACCUUUGUAGUGGUAUUCAUUGAUGAUAUCCUCGUAUAUUCAAAAACCCCGGAGGAUCACGAGAAACACUUGAGACUCACAUUGCAAACUUUGAGAGAGAACCAGUUGUAUGCAAAACUCUCAAAGUGCGACUUCUGGCAGGAUCGGGUAGCGUUCUUGGGUCACAUUAUCACCCAAGAGGGCGUAUCCGUAGAUCCAUCCAAGAUUAAGGCGGUGAUUGAGUGGCGUGCACCUACCUCGGUCACGGAUGUAAGAAGUUUCUUGGGUUUAGCCGGUUACUAUCGGAGAUUUGUUAAAGAUUUCUCCAAGAUAGCAAGACCGUUAACCAACCUGACGAAGAAGACAACCAAGUUCUAUUGGGAUGAAGAUUGUGAAGCGGCAUUUCAAGAGUUGAAGAAAAGACUCACAACCGCGCCGGUCUUGACAUUACCGUCAGGGACAGAGGGGUUCGAUAUCUAUAGCGAUGCAUCUAAGAAGGGGUUGGGGUGUGUGCUUAUGCAGAAUAGGAAAGUGGUGGCUUAUGCAUCAAGACAAUUGAAGGUGCAUGAAGUUAACUAUCCUACUCAUGACUUGGAGUUAGCUGCAGUAGUGUUUGCACUGAAAAUCUGGAGACAUUACCUAUACGGAGCACAAUGUAAGAUAUACA